UAAGUGGCAUCAGUCCACUGUGGAAUCAAAAAGAAAAUGUACAGUUAAGGAACGAUGCCCAACCAAAGGUGACUUAAACCUACAAACUGGAGUGGAUUAGCUACUAAUAGUGGAGUGGAUUAGCUACUAAUAUAUCAUCAUGAGUUUCGGUAGAUUCUUUCUCUGGGUCCUCUUUAUCAUUCUGAUCAACACCGCUCUUCUUGCGUGCUACUUUCGUGAUACAAUUAUUAAGUUCAAGUUGAUGUCUACUGCCUCCAUUUCAAUUUCAAGUCAGAAAUUGAGCACUGGCGAUGAACAGAUCCAGCAAGCCUUGGUGUUGAGAGAAAUAGAGAAGAUGUGGGAGGAGCAGCUUAUUGAGAAUUUGUUUAGAGGCACUGCAGCACCACAAAAUAUAGUGAUGGAGGGGAGUGAGCAUGAGCAUGAGGAGGGAUGGGGAGGCACUGCAGCACCACCAAAUAUCGUGAUGGAGGGGAGUGAGCAUGAGCAUGAGGAAGGAUGGGGAGGGGUUGACAGAAAUAUAACAACAAUUGUCAUCGAAGAGGUUAAUGAAGAUGAACGCCUGUUAGGAGAGAAGAUGAAAAAUGAUCCUAAACCCAAUACGCCUUUGCAGAAUCUAGACGAUAAACUUGACAAAACCGACUCUAAUAAGCAAAAUGAGAACACAUUUCAAACGGCUCAAGAAAAAGACCAAACUAAUCACAGAAAACCAAAAAUGGUGUUAGUUCUGACCCAGAGCCGACAUGGAUCUACCUGGCUGAUGGACAUGUUAGGAUACAAGGACGAUGCUGUCCCUGUUUUUGAGCCGCUUAACUGUGGUGGAUUCCUCAAGAUGUACGCAACUUCUGAUGAGAUUAGAAAUGAAGCACUUGCAGAGGGCUUCGAUCCAGUAAAGUAUGAUGAUUGGCACGAGGUCAUCUUAGCUCGGAUUUGUUUAUGUGAUUGGUACGGUAUAAAAAUACCAGGUAAAUCCGACAGGAAAUAUGGGACCAUUCGCGGACUGUGGUACAAAGGAAAGCGGAUGAAUCCGGAUUCAGUAGGCCCGUCUAAUGAGAGCCUAGCCAGAACUAAAUGUACAGAAGAGGGUUCAAUGAUGGUACCCAAGACCAUUAGGUACUAUAACAUGUCGAAGAUGCAUAGAAUCAAUGAAUUCGGGUGCGAAGAUUUCAAAGUCAUUCAUCUUGUAAGAGAUCCUAGAGCUGUUAUGAACUCUCGAAUGACUGUGUUUUCCGAGCUAUUUGAUGGCAAUGCGUUGUUAGGAAUGCGAAUGGAAAACUACAAGUUGGGUCAAUUUGGAUACGACGAAGCUUACAUGACAAGAGCAGCUGAUCACCUGUGUUCUCAUCAUCUUUACAACUAUAAACUAGGCAUGAACCCUCCACCCUGGCUGAAAGGACGGUACAAAAUGGUCAGGUACGAGGAUUUAGCAGAUCAUCCCCAACAUUGGACCCGAGAACUGUUGCAUUUCAUAGGAGUAAAAUACACUGCCAAGUAUCAAGAAUAUGUCUACAAUUUAACUCAUCUAAAAGACAGAGGGAAGAUUGAUAAUGGAUGGUAUGGAGUGGAGAGACAAACUAGUGAAAUUUCGAACAGCUGGAAGGAGAAACUGGUUGAGCCUCAUUGGAGAACUAUUGAGAAAGUUUGUGCAAAAAUGAUGAAAGCAUUCGACUACAAACCUACGUUUUCAAAUUCAGAAGAUUGAUUCGAAUUCUGAUGUAUAAUAAUAAUAAUAUUAACC
This is a messenger RNA of Bolinopsis microptera, 1735 nucleotides long. Its product is annotated as carbohydrate sulfotransferase 3-like. Gene Ontology annotation, molecular function: N-acetylglucosamine 6-O-sulfotransferase activity. Bases 140 to 1699 code for a protein of 519 amino acids. NCBI's taxonomy places the organism in Eukaryota, Metazoa, Ctenophora, Tentaculata, Lobata, Bolinopsidae. The transcript has a single exon. The record is from RefSeq and is a predicted model, not a curated record. Gene Ontology annotation, biological process: sulfur compound metabolic process; N-acetylglucosamine metabolic process.